Sorex araneus (European shrew) is the source of this 1890-nucleotide messenger RNA. It is a transcript of the gene CCT8, whose product is annotated as chaperonin containing TCP1 subunit 8. The transcript is spliced from 15 exons. The coding region runs from base 103 to 1749 and encodes 548 amino acids. Lineage: Eukaryota; Metazoa; Chordata; Mammalia; Eulipotyphla; Soricidae. Gene Ontology annotation, molecular function: ATP hydrolysis activity; ATP binding; ATP-dependent protein folding chaperone. Gene Ontology annotation, biological process: protein folding. Gene Ontology annotation, cellular component: chaperonin-containing T-complex. The record is from RefSeq and is a predicted model, not a curated record.
GGCGGCGCGACGCCCCGUUCCCAGGAGGCCGUGCGCGCGCGGCCCCGGCUUCCUGCGGCGUCUCGGCGAGCGAGCGCGUGAGCGGCUGCCUGUGCGUUAGCCAUGGCGCUCCACGUCCCCAAGGCCCCGGGCUUUGCCCAGAUGCUCAAGGAGGGCGCGAAGCAUUUUUCAGGAUUGGAAGAAGCUGUAUACAGGAACAUUCAGGCAUGCAAAGAGCUUGCCCAGACUACUCGCACAGCAUAUGGACCCAAUGGAAUGAACAAAAUGGUUAUCAACCACCUAGAGAAGUUGUUUGUGACAAAUGAUGCUGCAACCAUUUUAAGAGAGCUAGAAGUACAGCACCCUGCUGCAAAAAUGAUUGUAAUGGCCUCUCAUAUGCAAGAGCAAGAGGUUGGGGAUGGCACAAACUUCGUUUUGGUGUUUGCUGGAGCGCUUCUAGAGUUAGCUGAAGAGCUUCUAAGAAUUGGCCUGUCAGUUUCAGAGGUUAUAGAAGGUUAUGAAAUCGCCUGCAGAAAAGCUCAUGAGAUUCUUCCUAAUUUGGUGUGUUGUAAUGCAAAAAAUCUUCGAGAUGUUGACGAAGUGUCUUCUCUACUUCGUACCUCCAUAAUGAGCAAGCAGUAUGGCAAUGAUGUGUUUCUGUCGAAGCUUAUUGCUCAGGCAUGCGUAUCUAUUUUUCCUGAUUCCGGCCAUUUCAAUGUUGAUAACAUCAGAGUCUGUAAAAUCCUGGGCUCAGGUGUCUAUUCCUCUUCAGUAUUGCAUGGGAUGGUUUUUAAGAAGGAAACUGAAGGCGACGUAACAUCUGUCAAAGAUGCAAAAAUAGCAGUGUACUCUUGUCCUUUUGAUGGCAUGAUCACAGAAACAAAGGGAACGGUAUUGAUAAAGACUGCUGAGGAAUUAAUGAAUUUUAGUAAGGGAGAAGAGAAUCUCAUGGAUGCACAAGUCAAAGCUAUUGCUGAUACCGGCGCUAAUGUUAUAGUAACGGGUGGCAAAGUAGCAGACAUGGCUCUUCAUUAUGCCAACAAAUACAAGAUCAUGUUGGUGAGAUUGAACUCAAAAUGGGAUCUCAGAAGGCUUUGUAAAACAGUUGGUGCUACAGCUCUUCCUAGAUUGACGCCUCCUGUCCUUGAAGAAAUGGGUCAUUGUGACAAUGUUUACCUCUCAGAAGUUGGAGACACACAGGUGGUGGUUUUCAAGCAUGAAAAAGAAGAUGGUGCCAUUUCUACCAUAGUGCUUCGAGGCUCGACAGACAAUCUAAUGGAUGAUAUAGAAAGAGCAGUAGAUGAUGGUGUGAAUACUUUCAAAAUUCUCACAAGGGAUAAACGUCUUGUACCUGGAGGUGGAGCAACAGAAAUUGAAUUAGCCAAACAGAUUACAUCCUACGGAGAGACGUGCCCUGGACUAGAACAGUAUGCCAUUAAGAAGUUUGCUGAGGCAUUUGAAGCUCUUCCCCGAGCACUGGCGGAAAAUUCUGGAGUUAAAGCCAAUGAAAUAAUCUCUAAGCUUUAUGCAGUGCAUCAAGAAGGAAAUAAAAAUGUUGGAUUAGACAUUGAGGCAGAAGCUCCUGCAGUAAAGGAUAUGUUGGAAGCUGGUGUCCUAGAUACCUACCUGGGAAAAUAUUGGGCUAUCAAACUGGCUACUAACGCGGCAGUUACUGUGCUUAGAGUGGAUCAGAUCAUCAUGGCAAAACCAGCUGGUGGGCCCAAGCCUCCAAGUGGAAAGAAAGACUGGGAUGAUGACCAAAAUGACUGAAAGGCUUAAUUUUCACUUGUAGGGGAAGGCUUUAAUCAUAGUACUCUAGCAAUUGCCUGAUGUUUUCACAUUUCUUCCUAAAUUAAGAAGUGUUUUGUGUUUGUAUCUUGACUGGUAAUAAACUAAACAUGUUGUCAUUCA